This is a messenger RNA of Nycticebus coucang (slow loris), 1607 nucleotides long. RefSeq names its product small integral membrane protein 1 (Vel blood group) (gene SMIM1). The record is from RefSeq and is a predicted model, not a curated record. Bases 544 to 783 code for a protein of 79 amino acids. NCBI's taxonomy places the organism in Eukaryota, Metazoa, Chordata, Mammalia, Primates, Lorisidae. The transcript has 3 exons.
CCCGGAGCCGAGCCUGCGCAGCGGCCGGGGGCGGGGGCGCAGGUGAGCUGCGCUGGGUCUGCGGCGCGCUCUUUGCGCGGCGGGAGGGAAGGAGGUGGUCUGGGCGUCGUAUCUCUGGCCAGUGAAUCGCGAGGGUCUGGGCUUGCCCCAAGCCGACCCCGACCUAACACGCGACGGGGCUGCCAGGUUCACAACUGCCCAUCCAGCUCCUGGUGAGCGCUGGGGACAGCCCCGGGAUCACUUUCCCUUCCCGGACCGCUGCAGGGCGAUUCCUCUCUUCACCUUUUUAAAAAAAGUUUUUAAGGCCUGAGGCAUCUGCCACACCUCAGACCCCGACUUGCCUGGCUGGGAGGAGGUGAGGUCCUCCCUCUGGCCAGGCCCCGACCGUCUUCCUGGGCCCUGGAGGCUUCAGCCACCACGCAGGAAUCUCCCUGGCUGACUGUAUCCCUGAGGGGCUGUGUUUUGCAGUGAAGUUAGAGCCUGGACACCUGCCUGGGUCUCCCCGCUGUGAAGGCUUUGCCCCUCCCCCCGCAGCCUGGCACCAUGCAGUCCCCAGAGAGCGGUGUGCACUACAGCAGGUGGGAUGACAGCAGCCGGGACGAAGUCAGCAUGGCGGCCGUGUCCAGCACAGAGGAGGAGGCCUCAUGUUGCCAAAGGAUCUCCCGGAAGCUGUGCAGGGGCAAGCUGGGUAUCGCCAUGAAGGUGCUGGGCGGAGUGGUCCUCUUCUGGGUCAUCUUCAUCCUGGGCUACGUCACCGGCUACUACGUGCACAAGUGCAAAUGACAGCACCAGCAGGCGCUCUCGGGGCUGGCUGCACGCACCUGGGGGCCCCGUGUACAGGGAGCCCUGCAUACACACUGCCCGUAAUACAGACCUCCAUAGAUGCAGGGCCCCCAUACACACAGACCCCAUCUUAUAUCCAUGGGCCCCAGAGGCAGACACCCUACAGGGCAUGCGAGGACCCCAGGGGCACAGCUGUUCCAGGCCUGAUAGGAGGCAGCACACACACACCCAGCACACUCAAAGGAUCCAGAGACAAACACCUGGCGCGGCUGCCACCCAGAGGCGCGUGUGGCUGGGGGAAAUAGGCUAGCAUCACGGGAGCUGCAGGACACACCCAGGCCACACCAGGAGGCCAGUUUUCCCAAGCCCAGGGCCCAGGGCCUUCCUUUGUCGAGGCCAGGAUGAGGGGUGCCUUCUGCAAAUAAUCCCAGCCUACCCUCCCUGGCAGCCCCCGACGAUGGAUCCUGCUGUUGUUCUAUACGGGCACUGUGCAGAGUUGUGUGGCCUGGGCAGGCCCCUGCCCUCUCUGGCCCUUCUGACUCUGGUUGUGUAAGGAUGGCCCCAGCAAGGGCUGUGUCCCCACCUACCUUCCCCUGGGGGUUGAGACCAGCCCUCGGAGGUGCUUCCUGUACAGAGUGAGGUGGGAGCCUUGGUCUCAGACCCACUGGCGGGGCUUCCUGAGUGAGGCAGGCAUGGUGCUUGCUGGGCUGGGUGUGUCCCCUUGGGCUGGCCCUUGCUAGGAGGACCCUGGUCUCCCCCCCACCCUGAGGAGCUGUCUGCAGGCCAUGCACAGGGCAUCAUUAAACAUCUGCUGGGUGGCUGUG